AUUGAAAGCUCAACAUGAUGUUUGGCUCCUUUUGUUUAUAACGUGACUUGUUAUAUUGUUAAUGCCAUUUAUAGGUUACGGAGUAAUUAUAAUUUUAUUGAAUGGUGACCUUCAUAUACAAGAUAUAUAUUACAAUAAAUUCUUAUUUUCCUUCUUAUUUAUUACUUGGUAGCUAUAUUUGUUGAAUUGUUUAUGAUUGACUUGCGAUCACAUUCAUAAAAUUUGUGAGUGGUUACACCUAGAUAGAUCUACAAUUUAUGUAUUUAUAAUUACCACCAAUAUGAAAUGCAUAUAAUUUGUACUUCUAAUAUUUGGCCUAACUAGUGGCAAAAUGCACGUUUUUAUUAAUACUAUUAUUCCGUAUAUAUAUUUAGAGUAUACAAUAAUAUAUAGGUCCUUACAAUAACCCUAUACAAACGUUGCAACUUGCAAGUCGCUAUAAAAUCCAAAGCCAAAAGCCAAGCAUUAACAAAAGCUACCCUGAUAAAAAAUGAGUAAAAGAGGGCAUGCAAUAUGUGUUCCUUACCCAGCACAAGGCCACAUUACUCCUAUGCUUCAAUUUGCCAUGCUACUCCACUCCAAUGGCUUUCAUAUCACCUUUGUUAAUACCAUCUACAACCACAAUCGCUUCCUCCACUCUCGCGGCCCUCAUUCCCUAGAUGGCCUUCCUAGCUUCCGUUUUGAGUCCAUCCCGGAUGGCCUCCCUCUGCCUUCUGAAGGCAGCGUGGAGGCCACCCAGGAUAUCCCCGAGCUAUGUAGGUCCACUAGUAAGACUUGCCUCGGCCCAUUCCGGGACCUUAUUACAAAACUCAACAAGGAAGGCGGUCCACGUGUGACUUGCAUCGUGGCUGAUGGUUGUAUGUCCUUCACAAUGAAGGCUGCUGAGGAGUUUGGGAUACCAGAAGUGGCGUUUUGGACAAUGAGCGGUUGUGGGUACUUGGCUUACGUCCACUAUCGGACAUUAGCUGAUAGAGGAUUGACUCCUUUGAAAGAUGAACGUUGCAUAACGAAUGGGUACUUGGACACUAAAGUAAAGAUACCAGGAAUGAAGAACAUUCGAUUAAAAGACUUACCUAGCUUCAUUAGAACAACCGAUCCAGAUGAUAUCAUGUUCAAUUUCUUGGUUAAUUCCGUGGAAGAAUCUUCUAAGGCUUCGGCUAUAAUCAUAAACACAUUCGAGUCCUUAGAACAAGAAGUUUUGGAUUCUCUACGUUCAAUUCAACACUUACCACCUAUUUAUUCAAUUGGCUCUCUUGAACUCCUCAUUGAUCAAAUGAUUCCCAAACACGACGCAAUAAGAUCCAUCAAUUCAAGCCUAUGGAAAGAAGAACUCGGGUGCAUUGAAUGGUUGAACAAGAAAGAGCCUAAUUCUGUUGUGUAUGUUAACUUUGGAAGCAUUGCUAAAAUAACACAAAACCAACUUAUAGAAUUUGCAUGGGGGUUAGCAAAUAGCAAGAAGCAAUUUCUUUGGAUUAUAAGGCCAGAUAUUGUUGUAGAUGAGAAUAGCCCUACAUUACUUCAUGAUUUUGUGGUUGAAACUAAGGAAAGAGGUAUGUUGGCUAGUUGGUGCUCUCAAAAGGAUGUUCUUAAGCACAAGGCGGUUGGAGGGUUUUUGACUCAUAGUGGGUGGAACUCGACUCUUGAGACUAUAAACGGAGGUGUGCCAGUGAUAAGUUGGCCUUUUUUCGCUGAGCAACAGACAAAUUGUCGAUAUAGUUGUGUCGAGUGGAAGAUAGGGAUGGAGAUAGGGAGUGAAGCAAAGAGAGACGAGAUUGAGAAGUUGGUGACGGAAUUGAUGGAGGGAAAGAAGGGUAAGGAGAUGAAAAAGAGGGCAAUGGAGUGGAAGAUAAAGGCUGAAGAGGCUGCUAAAAAGCCUAGUGGCUCCUCAUACAAGAACUUGGGCAGGUUAAUAGAGGAUGUGCUUUUGCCACAAAAUUAGACUGUUAAAGCUAUAAACUUUCAUGUAUGUGUUGCAAACUUGUGAUAGAAUUUGGUGCGUUCUUUACCCAAUAAAAGUUGGUUGUUUUUCCAAUAAGGUAAUAUUGGAGGCUUAUUCUUUGAACUUGGAACUUGGAA
Molecule: messenger RNA, 2076 nt
Organism: Chenopodium quinoa (quinoa)
Lineage: Eukaryota; Viridiplantae; Streptophyta; Magnoliopsida; Caryophyllales; Amaranthaceae
Product: 7-deoxyloganetin glucosyltransferase-like
Exons: 2
Coding region: 491-1939 (482 amino acids)
Molecular function (GO): UDP-glycosyltransferase activity
Source: RefSeq, a predicted model, not a curated record